GUACACAACGAAUACGUGUUGCAACCCCGUGUAUUAUAGUAUUUAGUUUAGGAACACAACGUGACAACCUGUUACUUUAUAUACAGUACGCAGUUUAACAAUAACAGCGAACAUAUUCGUAUCAUAGAGGCUCGAAAAGUGCACUUGAUAAACAUGUAUGAGUUGUGUAUAAUUGUAUAAUUAAACUGAUUCCCUGUUUUUGCACGGAAAAGUUACUACGAUCUGGCUGUGAACAAUUAGCAGCAAGAACCCGACAUGGAUGCAGAAGAAUUUCGCCGCCGCGGAAAGGAGAUGAUAGACUAUGUGGCUGACUAUCUGGAGAACAUCCGCGAGCGACGCGUGUUUCCGGAAGUGGAACCAGGUUACCUACGGAAACUCAUACCGGGAGAGGCGCCCGAGGAAGGCGAAUCGUUUGAAAACAUCUUCAAAGACAUUGAACGUGUAAUUAUGCCAGGGGUCACUCAUUGGCACUCGCCCCACUUCCACGCCUACUUCCCGACCGCCAACUCCUACCCGGCCAUUGUGGCUGAUAUUCUUUCGGACGCCAUUGGCUGUAUUGGAUUCACGUGGGCUUCUAGCCCUGCUUGCACAGAACUAGAGGUCGUGGUUCUAGACUGGCUGGGAAAGAUGCUGGACCUGCCCGAGAGCUUCCUGGCGUGUUCAGGGGGAACUGGGGGUGGCGUCAUUCAGGGAACCGCAAGCGAGGCAACGCUGGUGGCGCUUCUUUCUGCGCGUGCGCGAGAAAUCUUCCGUUACAAGCAGACGAAUGGGCACGUUGACGACGGCGUGAUUAUGUCAAAGUUUGUCGCAUAUUGCUCUGACCAGGCACAUAGCUCGGUGGAGAGGGCGGGGCUGAUCGCCAGCAUACGGAUGAGGAAGUUGCCUACAGACGCGGACUGCUCCCUCAGGGGACAGACCCUACGAGACGCCAUCAAUAAGGAUCGGGCACAGGGGCUCAUACCUAUAUUUGUGUGCGCUACGCUUGGAACUACGCCAUCUUGCGCCUUCGACAAUGUUAAAGAACUUGGCACUCUAUGUCAAGGGGAAAGUAUAUGGAUGCACAUCGACGCUGCCUAUGCCGGAAGCGCUUUUAUAUGCCCAGAGUUCCGCCCCUUGUUGGACGGUGUUGAGCUUGCCGAGUCGUUUAAUUUCAACCCACACAAGUGGCUUAAGGUGAAUUUCGACUGUUCUACCAUGUGGGUAAAGGACAGUAACCUGCUUACGGAAGCCUUCAACGUUGACCCUCUUUACCUAAAACACGAUAAUCAGGGAGCGAUGCCAGACUACCGACACUGGCACAUACCUCUGGGUCGAAGAUUUAGGUCCUUGAAACUGUGGUUCGUAUUGCGUACAUACGGGCAGAAAGAACUCCAAAACUACAUCCGAAAGGACGUUACACUGGCACACCAGUUCGAGGGUAUGGUGGUGGCAGACGACCGAUUUGAGAUCGUGGGAAAGGUCGUCAUGGGACUCGUCUGUUUCCGGCUGAAGAAUGCUUCUAACGCAACCAAUGAACGUCUUCUGAAAGCAAUCAACGCGGACGGGCGCAUUCACAUGGUGCCUUCCGAGGUCCGGGGCGUAUACUUCCUGCGAUUUGCCGUCUGUGCAUCGCGAACGACUGAAAGUGACGUAUCGUUCGCGUGGGACGUCAUUCGGGAACUCACGGAGAGCGUACUAAAGGAUUCUGAUAAAAAAUAAAACAAUACUUUUGAUAUAGAACUUUAUUUUAUGCAUGGAUGUUUAUAGAGAAGUAUCAGUGAAUUAAAACUGACAAUUUACUUUAUCAAACAGUGACCAUUGACAGUGAAAAUUAUCGAUAUUGUUCACUGUUAUACUGUGAAAUGACGUCGUUUUCAUGACGUAACGAGGUCAUUAUUUCAACAAAAAUACAAAAUAAUCAUUUGUAUGCAUACAAUAAAAUGAAAAUGUGUUGGAUUUGGUAGAAUAUCACUUUUUAUUCACGAUUGAUCAUAGAGUUUUUUCUAUGACCGCGAACUCCAACAAAAAUCCUCUUUAUAAAUAAUAUUGAUUUGAAACUACAUAAUGAUACGUUUAUCGUAAACUUGUUAAAUAUUGGGAUUGCACGAUACAGGAUAAGUGUAAGCAAUAUUCUGUUGGCGAUUAAAACAAACCUUCGUGAUACCUUAUGGCUCAUUUAUAUAAAAUUUGACUUGAAAAUUUGUUAUACCGAUAAUACAUAAAAUGAAUAUGUUGCUAGUGACUACUUUAUAUACAUGUAUAAAUUAUGCAAUUGUUGUCCAAUAAUCAUCAGUACAAUAACGUUCAGUUUUAAAUAUCCAUUUUCUGUGCUAAACGGUUGAAAACGCGGCUAAAUCAUGUGAUGUAGUUUUAGUGGUAUUGUUUGUAUGCCCCCGGUAUGUGGCAUAUAGCAGUUGAACUGUCCGUCCGUCUGCCUGUCAGUCAGUGCGUCCGUCCGAAAACUUACAUUGCCCAUAACUUUUGCAAUAUUGAAGAUAGCAACUUAAUAUUUGGCAUGCAUGUGUAUCUCAAGAAGCUGAACAUUUUGAGUGGUGAAAGGUCAAGGUCAUCCUUCAAGGUCAAAGAUAUGGCUUCAAAGCGGCGCAGUAGGGGGCAUUGUGUUUCUUACAAAAACAUCCCUUGUUUCGGACUGAGUUGAGAAAACAACAAAACUACGUUGAAUUAAUAUAUAACAAAUAAUCAUGCAUGCAAUUAUUCAGCUGGUGAUGAAGAAAAUGUGCCAAUAAGUGAGCAUGCAACGUAAUUACGACCCGACAAAUUAAAAAAAAGAAAAGUUGAAAGUGACUUCUUUUUAAAGUUGUGUACACAUCUGUUUAGCAAAUAUUAGAUUUGUAUGUUAUGUUGUGAUAUAUGUAAUUUUCGUAUACUGUCUCUUUAAAUUUAUAAAACGUGAUUUAUUUGGUCCAUAUUUUUACUGGAGGAUGUAGACUUCAAAUAAACACGAUGCUACAAGUACAUGUUUAUAAGUUUGUGUCUGUUAUAGUUCAGAAUUUAUUGUAAUAACCAUGGGAAUUAUGUGUAAUAAAUAUUUAAUUGGUAAA
Messenger RNA from Dreissena polymorpha, 3041 nucleotides. RefSeq names its product aromatic-L-amino-acid decarboxylase-like. Lineage: Eukaryota; Metazoa; Mollusca; Bivalvia; Myida; Dreissenidae. Gene Ontology annotation, molecular function: pyridoxal phosphate binding; aromatic-L-amino-acid decarboxylase activity. The coding region runs from base 256 to 1698 and encodes 480 amino acids. The record is from RefSeq and is a predicted model, not a curated record. The transcript is spliced from 13 exons. Gene Ontology annotation, biological process: serotonin biosynthetic process; catecholamine metabolic process; amino acid metabolic process.